Dermacentor silvarum is the source of this 946-nucleotide messenger RNA. RefSeq lists its product as uncharacterized. The transcript has 2 exons. The coding region runs from base 59 to 715 and encodes 218 amino acids. The record is from RefSeq and is a predicted model, not a curated record. NCBI's taxonomy places the organism in Eukaryota, Metazoa, Arthropoda, Arachnida, Ixodida, Ixodidae.
CGGCAGCGACUGCGCGCGGAGGCCCGAGGCCAAGACUUCUCACCGAGCGUGAACCAACAUGGAGGAGGAGGAGCCAGCCAAGAAGCAAGGCGGCAACGCCCAAGACCAGGACGACGAAGCGGAAACCGCCUGCUGCCGACGAUGGCGGCGGUCCUUCUCAAGAGAAUCCCACUGCCAAGCGAGCGCGGGGAAGGCCCGCGAAGGACCCGUCUACACCUCAAACGAAGACCCGGUCAGCGAAGCCGGCAACGCCAAAACCCAUCGCCACCACGUCUUCCGGAAAGGCAAGAAAGGCCGACGAGGCACCACCACCCGACGCCGACGUGAAUCUCCCGUCCACCAGCAAGGGACCCAAGUCGCACAGGGUGAGCCGGAAGACGCGACCGCGGAGCUCGUCCCCGAGCGAUGCUCAUACUUCCGUGGCCACGCAUCCGAAGCAUCGGCACCGCUCGCGGAGUCGCUCCCCCGGCAGCAGCAGCCACCAUGCCAAAAAGGGAAGGAGCCGUGGACGAUCUCGGCAUUCGUCCCGCAGCGGCCAUGGUGGACACAAGCGCAAACGCAGCCGCCAUGGAAAGUCCACUACCGACUCCGAAAGCAGCCACGGAAGAAAGAGGGGCCGCAGCAGGAGUCGCCGCCGCCACCGCUCCAAAAGCAGCACUUCAACAGCGAGCAUGAGCACCAGGAGUGGCGGAAAACGGCGCCGCCACGCCCGUAGCACCCGUUCGUCGUCGACCCGCAAAGGAAAGCGGGCCAAGUCGAGGAAGGCGGUAAGCAGCUCUUCAUCGAAGUCUCGUCGGGCCAAGCGACCAGCUGGCAAAGCGACCAAAGGCAAGCGCCAGUAAAAAGGUGCCAGUGACCGGGAAAGCAAGUCGGCCGAACCCAUAGAAAAUCUGCACUUGGGCUUAGCCUUGGCUGCCCCUUCACGGUCGAGAGAUGAGAGGGUGUG